Racocetra persica is the source of this 965-nucleotide messenger RNA. The record is from the annotation of a GenBank genome assembly. Lineage: Eukaryota; Fungi; Glomeromycota; Glomeromycetes; Diversisporales; Gigasporaceae.
AUUUUUGGCUUUUCCUUUAUUACAAGAACCUAAAUCUUUUAAAUCUUUGAAUUUAUUAGAUUUUUCUUUAUACAUUAAACUAGUUUCUUAUCAUCCUUCUAUCACAAAUACUACACAUCAGGUGGCAAAUGAUUUAAUUUUAACAAAAUUAUUAUCACCUUUCAAAAUUGAUAUUUAUCUUGUCAGAAUAUGUGAUCUUGAAACUGCAAAAAAAAAAAAUUUAAAGAUAGGAGAUGUCUUAAAAGAUCCUAAUGAUAUAAAAAGACAUCAAUUGAAAGAUGAGUUUGAUAUAUUGAUGAAUUACAGUGUGGAGAUUUCAUGUUCAACAGAUUGUAUUUUCAAUGAUUAUGUAAUAAUAAUGUGUAGACCUUUUUUAAAAGAAAAACAGAAAACUUGUGAAAUAUUAAAUAAUGAUAAUGAAAGUAUAAUAUAUAAUACUGAAAAUUAUAGAGUAAUAAUGGUAAUAGAUUAUAUGGAUUGGAUGUAUCAAGGUCGUAUCAAAGAUGGAGGAGAUAUUGCAGAUAACGAUAAAAUUGAGUUGGGGGAUACGUUUGAAAGAUAUAAUUCUGGUUAUCCAGUUAUGAUUUCGGGUGGAAGUAUUGAAGUAGCAUAUCAUCCAGAUAUGACAAAUAUUAACAAUUAUAUUAAUUGUUGUGCUAAAAAAUAUGAAAAACAAAAUAUUAUAAAAAUUAAAGAAGAAGAAAUAAACGAAUUUUUAAUGCUUACAAUAAUUGAAAAAGCAUCAACUGUUCUAAUUUCAAUUCCACAAAAACCAAUUUUAAUUCCUCAACCACCUUCGGUUCCAAUCUUAAUUCCACAAAACCCGAAACCAAUUUUAAUUCCUCAACCGCCUUCUGUUCCAAUUGUAAUUCCACAGAAACCAAUUUUAAUUUCUCAACCAUCUGUUCCAAUUUUAAUUCCACCAGAAGAAUCUAAUGAUAUAAAUGAUAAAAAUAUAUUUAAUA